GGACUGGUAAUAAUGUCAUUAGUGGUGUAUUCAAUACUUUGUUCAAACAAUCGAACAGUCACAAGAAUGGUGAAACUCCAACAAACGAGAGGCUAACCAACAAAGAGGAAGAAAACCCAGACAAUGAUGACGAUAUUGAUACUGAUUUACCAUGGAGUUGGGACCCCUUUGUUGAUGAGGAUCCACGGAAUGGAAAUGAAAAACCGAAAUAUGAAGACGCGACAACGACUACAACACCUCGAAUGAGUACACGAUAUACUUGGAAUUGGUCUCAGUGGAAACGGCCAAGUGACAGCAAAGACUCUAUUGAAAAUGAAACUCCACAAGGAAUGUUCAAUGGUGGUUUAGUUGGUAUUGAAGAAAAAACUCCAAUUCGAGAAAAGAUACCCGAAAGACAAGAACAGUUACUUGAAGAUGGCAAUAAUAUACUAUCUGGUGAUUCAAAUGAUAAAAUAGAUGCAGGAAGUUCAAAUGAGGAUCGGUUUGCAAACAAACCAGAAGAAUUACCUGAAGACGACAGCGAAUCGAAUGAUGAUUUGCCUUGGAGUUGGGACCCAUUUGUAGACGAGGAUCCGAGGAAGAAACAGUCAAGUGAGACUGAAGGCUCUAUUGAAACUGAACAAUCACCAAGAACAAGGAAUACAAUAUCAGAGGAAAGGGGAAAUAUUGGUGAUUGGCCCGACACUAAUGUCAUUAACAGCGUAUUCAAUAGUUUAUUCAAAUCAAGUGAUUCAAAGAAUGAGAAUGAUAGAGUCGACGAAUCAGUACAUACUAACCAGGAACAGUUAAAAGGUAGUGAGACUUACAAUUCGGACGAUGCUUCAAACGAAAAAAUCAAUAAUAUGAAUGAUUUUAAUGAAUUUUCACCCAAUACAAAUGGCUGGCUACUUUACGAUGACAAUGCUACCUCAUCCAAUGGAAAAGAAAUUGAUUCAACUGGUAUUAGCCCUACGACUGAAAACAUAAACUCUGACAUAAUCUCCGAAAAUUCAAUGGAUCACUCAACGACUAAAACAAAUGUAAUUGAUGAACAGUUCGAUGGCAAACAAAAUGAAGACAGUCUAUUUAACAAUAUAAUUAAAAGUAUUUUUCAAACAGAUAUUUCAAAAUAUCGCAACAUACAAAAUAAAACUAACCAUGCUACUGAUGCCAAAACAAACAAUGAAAAUCAGAAAAGUAGCACCGAAAGAUAUAUCACCGUCGAGGAAGACCAAACUUCAACUAAUGUCAACCUUGGACACGUCAUCUCGCAAACCACUCUAACAGGUAAUAUCCUGACAACAAACUCGGAGAAUAAAGAUAUAUCAAAUGAGAACGACCAAAUGCAUAAUAAAGCCAAUGAUCACAAAACCAAUAUAAUAUCUGAAACUGAUGAAAU
Messenger RNA from Owenia fusiformis, 1378 nucleotides. The record is from the annotation of a GenBank genome assembly. Lineage: Eukaryota; Metazoa; Annelida; Polychaeta; Sabellida; Oweniidae.